AUGCUUCCUGUUGCGCUGGAAAUUGAUGAACACAAAGGUGGUGCUGCUGCUGGUACUGCUUCCACUGGUGCUGGUGGCGCUUAUUUUGAUUAUUCACCUCCAACUACAAGAUCAAAAUCAAGAUCUAAAAGUUUAGAAGAGGCAAAAAUUACCGCUGAACUGAAACUGAUUAAAGAUGCUGCAAAAUUGAAACUGACUUCUAAUACUAAUAAUUCUAUGGAUAUUGAUCAUACUAUUGAUGAAAAUUUACAAAUCCCAUUUGGUGAAUAUCUUUUCAAAAGAUUAAAACAAAUUGAAAAUGUUGGUUCGAUCUUUGGUGUUCCUGGUGAUUUUAAUUUGGGUCUUUUAGAACAUUUAUACAAGACUGAUUUGAAAUGGAUCGGUGGUUGUAAUGAAUUGAAUUCUGGUUAUGCCGCUGAUGGUUAUUCAAGAUAUACAAACUCAUUAGGUGUCUUGAUUACAACUUAUGGUGUUGGUGAAUUAAGUGCUCUGAAUGCAAUUGCUGGUGCUUUUGCUGAAUAUUCAAAAGUUUUACACAUUGUUGGGAUUCCAAAAACUUCAGUUAUUAAUGAUAAAUCAAAUAAAAAACAUUUACAUCAUUUAGUUCCAAAUAUUAAUUCUUUGAAAAAAUCAGAUUUCCGUGUUUAUACUAAAAUGGUUGAUGGAAUUAGUUGUAUCAGUAAAACUCUAGAUAAUCCUGAUACUUUAACAAGUGAUUUAGAUGAAGUUAUAAAUGCCAUUUUCCAAACCAGUAGACCUGGUUUCAUUUUUCUACCUUUAGAUAUGGCUAAUGCUGAAGUUAAUAGUUUACCUUUACAAAUUACAGAAAAACGUGGAAUUGUACCACAUAUAGUUCAAGAUGAUGAUAUAGACAAAACUGAAGCAAUUGCAGAUGAAAUUCUUGAAUACAUUUAUCAAUCAGAAAAUACUGCAAUCCUUGGUGAUAUAUUGUGUGAUAGAUUUCAUAAUGGUACAGAACUGUUGAGAUCAUUUGUUAGUUCAACUAAAUUACCUAAUUAUACAACUUUUAUGGGUAAAUCAAUAUUGGAUGAAACUGAUUCAAAUUUUGUUGGUGAUUAUAUGGGUAAUCUGUCCAAGAUUGGUAUUGCUGAGAAUUUGGAAGCUUCUGAUUUAAUUUUAUAUUUUGGUCCUUAUAUUAAUGAAAUUAAUACUGGAUUAUAUACUUAUAACUUGAAAGAGGAACAAUUGAUUCUAUUACAUCCAGAUUAUAUCAAAAUUGGUCGUACUUUAUAUGAAGGUGUUCAUUUCAUUAAUGUUUUAAAUGCUUUAAAUUUAAGAUUGGACACUUCAAGGUUACCAACUAGAUCAACACAUUUGAAAUAUGAAAUUAAAAAUAGAUUUGAUAAUAUUGAAUCCAAAUCUUCAUUAUCACAAUCUGUUAUGUUAUCAAAAUUUGAAAAUUUUAUUCAAGAAGGUGAUGUUAUUGUUUGUGAAACUGGUUCUUUUAUGUUUGGUGUUCCAGAUAUUAAAUUCAAAAAAAAUGUUAGAUAUAUUGCACAAGGGUUUUAUUUAUCCAUUGGUAUGGCUUUACCUGCAAGUACUGGUGUUGGUAUUGCAAUGAGAGAUAUGGGUCAUGAUAAAAAAUCAAGACUAAUCUUGAUUGAAGGUGAUGGAUCUGCUCAAAUGACUGUUCAAGAAAUUUCUUCAUUUAUUCAAUAUGAUUUGAAACCAGUUAUAUUUUUAUUAAAUAAUAGUGGUUAUACUGUGGAAAGAAUCAUUGAAGGUGAAACAAGAGAUUAUAAUGAUAUUAAACCAUGGAAUUGGUCUAAAAUUUUUGAAUUAUUUGAAUUUGGUGAUAAACAUGAAAAAACUGAAGUUAAAGUUGUUUCAGAUGAAAUUCAAUUAGCCAAGGCAUUUGCAUCUGCUGAUUUUAAUCCUAAUAAAUUGAGAUUUCAUGAAGUUAUUUUAGAUCCAAUGGAUUGUCCUUGGAGAUUUCAUCAUAUGAAUGGUUAUAAACAUCUUGACCCUGCUACUGCACAAAAAUGA
Hansenula ciferrii is the source of this 2007-nucleotide messenger RNA. It is a transcript of the gene ARO10, whose product is annotated as phenylpyruvate decarboxylase ARO10. The transcript has a single exon. The coding region runs from base 1 to 2007 and encodes 668 amino acids. NCBI's taxonomy places the organism in Eukaryota, Fungi, Ascomycota, Saccharomycetes, Phaffomycetales, Wickerhamomycetaceae. Gene Ontology annotation, molecular function: carboxy-lyase activity; thiamine pyrophosphate binding; magnesium ion binding. The record is from RefSeq and is a predicted model, not a curated record.